This is a messenger RNA of Geodia barretti, 202 nucleotides long. The record is from the annotation of a GenBank genome assembly. NCBI's taxonomy places the organism in Eukaryota, Metazoa, Porifera, Demospongiae, Tetractinellida, Geodiidae.
AAACCAGGAAGGAGGAGUCCUCAUAGUCCCAGACGAGGGAAGAGAUACUCCAAACAUGUGCCACUGAGCAGAAGGAAGAGUCCUGAAAGCUCCAGGAGCAGGAGAGGAAAGAGAAGCUAUGAGGCAGCCAAUGAGUGAUACCAACAGCUUCCAAACUACGCAAUCCUAAAAUAUUAAAAUAGCGAUUUUCCUGAAACGACUG